Molecule: messenger RNA, 837 nt
Organism: Mollisia scopiformis
Lineage: Eukaryota; Fungi; Ascomycota; Leotiomycetes; Helotiales; Mollisiaceae
Exons: 7
Coding region: 1-837 (278 amino acids)
Source: RefSeq, a predicted model, not a curated record
AUGGUAGUGAAAGCUGGGAAGCGGUCACGAAAGGGGCGGCGAAGCGAGAGAGAAAAAUACGCAAAAAAGUUCAGGUUCGAGGGUGUCGAAAGGGGUGACUACGUGAAGGGGUUCAUUUUCGACGGUGUAGUACGGGGGACUUACCCGAAGAAAAGCUCUUCAGGCAAUCUAGAUCUUGAAGCCACCCAGCGUAUCGCGGCUCAAAACACAGUCCCACCAACUAAUAACCUGAAUCCGAAUACCACGAUGCUUCCUAACGAUGAGGAGAGCGCCAGCCACGUUGCGCGAAUCCUCGAGCUCUUGAGACAAGCCCCGGGUCCGAAAUCGAGCGCUCCGGUGCUUCCUAUCAGUGGUGAGAACGAGCAAAUAGUCUCCCGGAUUCUCUUCCUUCUGAAGCAGGCGAAAAGCUUACCCUCCAAUGUCAAUAACCCUUCUCCUGUUGUACGCGACCCAAAUGUGCCAGUCUCUGAUGCUCCAGUCUGUGACACGAAGGCAGACAAUGGUAGCCAGAACGCGAGCCCAACAGCACUCGUUGCUUAUAGUCAAGAGUUGACUACUACUGAAUCCACCCAGGAGUUAGAUACUAUGUGCCUUGCCCGCGAUCUAGGUUACGGUACGGGCAAACUUGACAUCUCGAUGUUCUACGACCAAUUUGAAAGCACGUUUGGCUGCAAGCUCAUCCGAAACGAAGUCCUUGAAGACCUCAGAGGUUGGUGCUCUCCGGUCACAGAGGUUGGGUUCUUGGGAUCUCGAUCAGCUAUUGAGGAGGCAAAGGCUGGAGUCACUAGACAGCAAUAUUUCCAGGCGGUAUUGGGAGGUAAAUGGCAUAAGCGCUGA